AGUGCUUCACGGUGCCCUGGGAACUGGAGGGAAGCAGGAAAGCAAAGGCAAGAAGCAGCAACAGGCGCACACGCAGGAGGAAAAGAAGUGGGGAAACAUGGAAACUUCCCAGACACACAGCUCGGAGAGCAUGUCGCGGGACCUGUCAGAACUCAUGAAGGAAGCCACCAAGGAGGUGCACGAGCAGGCAGAGAACACGCCGUUCAUGAAGAACUUCCAGAAGGGACAAGUGUCGCUCCAUGAAUUUAAGCUGGUUACUGCCUCCCUGUAUUUCAUCUACUCUGCUCUGGAGGAAGAGAUUGAACACAACAAGAAUAACCCAGUUUAUGCUCCUGUUUAUUUUCCGGCGGAGCUGCACCGGAAARCCGCCUUGGAGAAAGACUUGGAAUACUUCUACGGCAGCAAUUGGAGGGAUGAAAUCCCAUGUCCCGAGGCUACUCAGAAAUACGUAGAGAGACUCCAUUAUGUAGGCAAGAAACAACCAGAGCUCCUGGUGGCCCAUGCCUAUACUCGGUACUUGGGAGACCUGUCUGGGGGGCAGGUGCUGAAGAAGAUUGCCCAAAAGGCCCUGCAGCUGCCCAGCACYGGAGAAGGGCUGGCUUUCUUCACCUUUGAUGGCGUAUCUAAUGCCACCAAGUUCAAACAGCUCUAUCGCUCYCGCAUGAAUGCCCUUGAGAUGGAUGUUGCCACUAAGAGAAGAGUCUUAGAAGAAGCCAAGAAAGCGUUCCUGCUAAAUAUACAAGUAUUUGAAGCACUGCAGSAGCUAGUGUCUAAGGGCCAGGAAAAUGGUCACCCUGUGCAGCUGAAGGCAGAGCUUCGCGCAAGGAACACUAACAAAUCAUAUGAACAUGGUCCAGYGUCUGGGAAAGAAAGAGAGAGCACAAACACAAGGCACACAGAAAUGCUGUCCAACACUCCCCUCAUACGGUGGAUCCUUGCACUCAGCUUCCUGGUCACRACAGUUGCAGUGGGCUUAUUUGCCAUGUGAACAAGCAGGACCUGCACCUUGUUCUAAUGCCUUCCCUUCCUAUGAACUAAUCCGUCUUCCCCAGUCCUUUUGAGAGAAAUUCUCCUUGGCUGGGUGCUGUGAUCUUGGCUCUCUCACUAACAUUAGGAGACUCCCUAGAAAGCAAAAGAGAGUGUUAAGGGGGUUCAGGCAAAAUCUCUCCUGUGCUUGGUGUAAAUUAGGCCACAGACUAAACUUACCACGAGAACAUAAGGGCAGAAAAGACCUAAAAGCAAUGACCAGAAACUCAUUGCUUUAUAGAGUUCCUGCAGAAAUCCUGCAAGGUCAGAAAUGCAUAUUUGAUAUCUUGUCUCACCUCAGAAAUAAAAAGGUCUCUGGAGCUCUGUUUGCUCAAUAUUUUAUAUUGCUAGUUGGAACGGUGAUCACUUUCUGUGGAGCCACAAGGUUCCUCUGGGUUAUAUAUACUGUUUUAUAUGUCACUAGAGGAUUAAAUCUUUUACAAAUCAUUUUUUAAAGCAUAAYAUGGUUGUUGAAGAUACAAUGUUGGUCUUGUAAGAUAAUUUAUACA
Molecule: messenger RNA, 1535 nt
Organism: Nothoprocta perdicaria
Lineage: Eukaryota; Metazoa; Chordata; Aves; Tinamiformes; Tinamidae
Gene: HMOX1
Product: heme oxygenase 1
Exons: 5
Coding region: 98-988 (296 amino acids)
Biological process (GO): response to oxidative stress; heme catabolic process; heme oxidation
Molecular function (GO): heme oxygenase (decyclizing) activity; heme binding
Source: RefSeq, a predicted model, not a curated record